UCUGCAGUCUCAUCUGACAACAUGGUAUUCAAGGCAUUUGUUCUGGCCGCCCUUGUGGUCGUCGCCAUCGCCCGUCCAGAUAGCCCGCCUACCUAUGGCUACUCUGCUCCCACACCCUCUUACGCACCCGCAAAGUACGACUUCAACUACGCCGUCAACGACCCAGCAUCUGGCAACGACUUCGGACACCAGGAAGCCCGUGAUGGCGACCACACACAGGGAUCCUACUACGUCCUUCUUCCCGACGGUCGUCUGCAGAAGGUCACCUACACCGUCAACGGAGACUCCGGUUACGUGGCCGAUGUCACGUACGAGGGUGAAGCCCAGUACCCACAAGCCACUUAUGGGCCUCCUCAACCCUCCUACAAACCACCCACCCCUUCCUAUGCUUAGUUAUGAAUGGAAGUAUUUAUUGUGUAAAAUAAAGACUAAAUCACAAAUUUAA
Molecule: messenger RNA, 445 nt
Organism: Penaeus vannamei (Pacific white shrimp)
Lineage: Eukaryota; Metazoa; Arthropoda; Malacostraca; Decapoda; Penaeidae
Product: pro-resilin-like
Cellular component (GO): extracellular matrix
Source: RefSeq, a predicted model, not a curated record